UGAUGACAUUUGUUUUAUUCCUGUGAUUGUUUACUAAAUUGUUGAUUCAAUCUUUCUAAUUCUAACUGAGUUUUAUCAAAUUUUUUUUUUUAAUAUUUACGUCAAUUAACUAUUUCUUCCUUGUGUUUCAACGGUGUUUUUACUGUAUCGAAAAUGAAUGGUUCAGAUAUUAUUGAGGGCGAAGUUUGUUCUGGUGGUGAACCUUUGGAGGAAAAUUAUUAUUACAUUGAUGACGAGGGGAACAAAGUUGGUGUCAAUAUUGAUGAGCUAGAAGAUCUGGAAAAUGGAGAAGAAUUUCUUCUAUAUUAUGCUAGAAAUGGUGAGCUAUCAAUGGUCCGUAAGCUAUUAUCAUCUCGAGAAGGUGGAACAAUUGAAUUGAAUAUUGAUUGUAAAGGUAAAAAGAAAAACAAUCAUGGAUGGACAGCCCUUCAUUUAUCCUGUUAUUUUGGUCACUAUGAGGUGGUUAAAAUCUUAUUGGAACAUCGGGCUUCCGUUAACGUGAUCAACGAUUCAGGAGAUACACCUCUUCAUAAAGCUUCAUACGUUGGUCGAUUGGAUAUAGUUACCCUUUUAUUGGCUCAUGAUGCUGAUGUUUUCAUUAAAAAUGCUGAAGAUAAAACACCGAAAGAUAUUUGCCAAGAUUCUGAGAUAUUGGAAGCUCUAUUGGCUGCUGAAUGUAAUGAUAUGAAAAGGAAAGAGGCUCAAUUUUUAAGAGCAGCCAGAGACGGUGAUCUAUCAACUGUUAAAGAAUUGCUUAAUGAUUUGAAUCCGGUUAAUGUUAAUUGUAAAGAUUUAGCUGGAAAUACAGCCUUACAUUGGGCCUCUUAUCGUAAUCAUAAGGAAAUCGUUGUCUUCCUACUUCAAAAUGGAACCGAUCCCAAUAUAAGGAAUAACAGUGAUCGAAUCGCAUCUUCUUUGGCCUCAUCGGUCCACAUAAAACAAUUACUUCUCAAUGUUCAACCAGUUACAUUCAAUAUGAACAUAAAAACUUUGGCCAAAUGUAUGAUCAGUCGUUUUGAGGGGCCAUUGGCUCGUCGAGGUAAAUUUCUGGUUCGACGUAAUGUUUGGGCUGUUCUGGAAAGAGGAGUUCUCUCGUUUUUCUCUAACCUCGCUGAUGCAAGUACCGGUGUUAAAAGACGAGGUUACAAAUACCUGGAAUCAGCUGUAGUCAAACCAAAUUCUAAAGAUGAGAAUAGUUUUACCAUUUUCUUUCCUGAUAACACUCGAACUGUACUUGCUGUUCCUCAGUCAACUGGACAAUCAUCAGUUACCUCAAACACUUCACUUGAUCGGCAAAAGUGGAUCAAUGCGAUUACCGAUCAUAUUGAUUAUGCGACCAAAUUUCUUAAAGAUGGAGUUCGAGUUGAUAAUGACGGAGAAGAUGAAUUAAGAGAGAUUCUUUCAACUCAAUCUGUUCAACCUCAUAUUAAUUCAGCUCAAGCUCAUCUUGGUAUCUUUCAGAAGCACAUUAAAGCGCUAGUUCAACUUUUCGAAGAGGAUAUGGCAUUUUUACGAAUCGAUAGUGAUAAAGCCGAAACUGAGCCACCGCCAUCGAAAGGUUUUGGUUCCUAUUUCUAUGGUGGUACCUCUUCUUCCGCUGGUGGUGGUGGGUCAAGUUCUUCUUCCACUUCCAAAGAGCUUUAUAAAGAGUGGAAAAAUUAUUGGCCUACUCUUAAAUUUCACCUCAACAUCCUAAUGGAAUCCGGAAGUCAUACAAGCGCUUCCCUGGCCGAUUGUAUCGCUUUACUUGCCAAACAAGAUCAACUUCGACAAUUAUUCGCUAAACGGGACCAGGAGAAGGUUCGAGUUCUCGAGGAAUCACUCCGAGUAUUGGCCAGAAAACACCAUGAAUUUGAACAUUCCCUGAUCCAAUCAACCGCUCGCCGAGGAUCACGAUUAACAUUUUCUGAGACCGAUGCUGAUGAAUAUUUUGACGCUUUCGGUGAUGAAGAUGAUAUUUCAGUUAUUGAUCAACCUUGUAGUGAAUCAACAUCGACCAGUGAUAGUGCCAGUGGAAUAAUCAAAUUAAAGGAUAAUCAAGAAAACCCAGAAGCUAUUAACGAUAAUCAAUCUAAUCAACAAAGAUUACAAUCUUUAUUGUUACCAAUGGAUGAUCCGAUUAAAGCUUUCAAUGCCUAUCUUACCGCCGCUGAUACAACUAUCGAUGAUAUUUUAACGGAAACACUAUCAAAUUCAUUGAAUAAAUCAUUGACCUUACCUUCAGCUCUUCCAAUGGAUACUCAAUUAACCGAAACAAUUAAAGCUCCAUCAUCUUUAUCGUCUUUAUCAUCAUCUAAGGCUCAAUCUUCAUCUCAAACAUCAUCAGUGUCUCUAACUCAGUCCAAUGAAAACCCACCUAAUCAAUUAGAGCAAUUAAUAUCAUUGUCAAAUAAUUAAUAACACAAAUUAAUAAUAUAUUUUUGUUAAUAAUAUUAAUUUAAAAUCAAUUGUGAUUCAGAAAACAAACAACAACAAUAAUUGCUUAUUAAUUCAAUGUGAUAAUUAACACUCACGCAUACACAACUUCCAGAAGCGACAAUUAACUAAUUGUUGUUAUUUUAUUUUAUUAUCAACAAGUAAAUCAAAAUAAGGUUUUAAUUAACUUUUAAUUAGUUUCCAAGUGUUUAAUAAAAGCCAAGUGUCAAUUAAUUAACAA
Panonychus citri (citrus red mite) is the source of this 2656-nucleotide messenger RNA. RefSeq names its product oxysterol-binding protein-related protein 1-like. NCBI's taxonomy places the organism in Eukaryota, Metazoa, Arthropoda, Arachnida, Trombidiformes, Tetranychidae. Gene Ontology annotation, molecular function: protein binding. The transcript has a single exon. The record is from RefSeq and is a predicted model, not a curated record. The coding region runs from base 154 to 2397 and encodes 747 amino acids.